Messenger RNA from Impatiens glandulifera, 795 nucleotides. RefSeq lists its product as uncharacterized. The record is from RefSeq and is a predicted model, not a curated record. Lineage: Eukaryota; Viridiplantae; Streptophyta; Magnoliopsida; Ericales; Balsaminaceae. The coding region runs from base 1 to 795 and encodes 264 amino acids. The transcript has a single exon.
AUGGCCGAGGAGGUGGCGCGGCUCGAAACGGAGCCCGUUCAUCAAGAAACGUCAAAUUCAUCCAAACCCUCUCCUAGGGAUGAUGGCGGUCAGAACCCGAUCGAUAAAGAGAUAGCCUCUCCUCCACAGGAUCAGUCUAUCAACAUGACCGACGUCAGGAUAGAGACACCUCUCACCGACAAUCGAGCAUCUGCUCAAGCCGGGGAUUCGGAACCGGCCAUUACAGAAGAGAGUGUCAAAACUCUCAUUGAAGAAUUUUUCAACGACGCGGUUCGGCCAUGGAAGAAGAAAUUAAAGAAAGCCGCAGUUCAAGCAGUCAAGAUAGCCGAGACAACAAAGGAUGAUCUUGGCGAGGCGGUCAAGCAGAUCACGUCAAUUGAAACGAACUACGGCAAUACGAAUCAACUGUACGACGGUCAUCUUGAUCGAACCAAGGCAUUGGAGGAUAUGACUCCAAAGUUGGUGGAUGACCUCGCUUCGGUCAGCCAGAAGGUAGCCAAUUUGGAACGGUCUCAAGAAAAGACCGAUCAAAAGUUGACAAAGGUCGAGGAAGACCUAGCGCAAUCAAGUGCCCAAGCCGGCUCAACACUUGAAAGGUUAAUAAUUCUUGAAGAAAAGAAUACGACCCUUGAGGAAAAGAAUGCCAAGCUUGAAGCCGAUCUCAAGGCGGUCACCGAACAGGUGGCAGAAUUAAUAUCGGCCAAGCUGGCUGCCGAUAAGGAAGCUGAGGAGGCGAAUGAUCUGGCGGCUAAGAAACUCCAAGAUGCGCUGGACGAGCAGACCCGGACACAGUAG